Molecule: messenger RNA, 201 nt
Organism: Phytophthora nicotianae INRA-310
Lineage: Eukaryota; Oomycota; Peronosporomycetes; Peronosporales; Peronosporaceae
Exons: 2
Coding region: 1-201 (66 amino acids)
Source: RefSeq, a predicted model, not a curated record
AUGGACGCCCCGAGCCCUGUGAACCGACGAACGAGAAGAGGUGAUGCCGUGGCGGUUACGGGCACCACGAGGCACCAUUUCCCAACGGGCAACCAAGCCAGUCGGAAGAGUCAUGAAUACUGCAGGGCGUCUUAUGAUCUAGGAUUGGGUUGCUGGAGGAAGGUCAAGCGACUCGCCACUGUAUGGUCUGUGCGGGGCUGA